Messenger RNA from Eremomyces bilateralis CBS 781.70, 684 nucleotides. RefSeq lists its product as uncharacterized. Bases 1 to 684 code for a protein of 227 amino acids. The record is from RefSeq and is a predicted model, not a curated record. Lineage: Eukaryota; Fungi; Ascomycota; Dothideomycetes; Eremomycetales; Eremomycetaceae. The transcript is spliced from 2 exons.
AUGCGCGAGUUCGAACUUACAGGAGCUAGAUACCAGCCUUGUACUGUCCUACGCGAUCAUCACAUCCCUUACGUGAUUUGGUUCGAAGACGCCCUCCGACGCUAUGGUGUCCCGACAGGAAUCUUUCAUCACUAUCUUCUAGUCAAUGACCUGGACGAAGCCGCUGAGGUUUUGAUACAGCGGCUCGGAUGGACCUUGAGCUCGGCACCAGCAAGGAUUGGAAGUGCGACUGUCGACACGCCGCAGCGCCGACUGCUGCCUCCAACCAAUGAAGAUGAGACCGUCCUGCUUCAUGCCAAAGACUGGCAUUUUGAUUUCUCAACGGGCCGUGUCAUGGCGCAAGGCCUCUCACUUCCUCGGCUCCCAGCGCUUCUUGAUUCUCUUAUCGGAGCUCUACUAGAUGAUCCAUUGGAGGACCCGCUAUAUUGGCUCCAUAUCACCUGUCACGUCGAGUACCUCUACCGCUAUAAUGCAGAUGUCAAGAUCAAGUCGUUUGCCCAGCAAUUAAAGAAGGAGCAUCAACAGUACCAUUUUGAUAUGCUAUCAGGAAUGGACAGAGGAAAUCUGCGUUGGUAUCGUCAUGAACGCAAAAUUCGAGAUGCUUUGCGGGAUGGCUUGUGGACACUGUGUGAUUGUUCUCUUGAUACGGACGCGGAUCCUACGACGCAACCCGAGGGCGCCUAA